CGACAAGACCCUCGCGGAGCAUCUGCAGUUGCCAAUUCAACGAAUCAACGACUACCAACUACUCCUGAAGGAGUUGGUAAAGUAUUCACAGAAGUUGGGAGAUAACGUCUCCGAUCUACAGAAGGCCCUCGAGUUGAUGCUAAAUAUCCCCCAUCAGGCGAUUGACAACAAGUUUAUCGCUAGCAUCGAGGGAUAUCGCGGCAAUAUCCACAAACUAGGACGUCUUCUCACCCACGAAUGGUGGACAGUCGUUGAUCGCGAAGGGAAGCCCAAAGAGCGCUAUCUUUUCCUGUUUAAAGCCCGCAUCCUCAUCUGCAAAGUCCGACGCAUCUCAGACGAUCGAUCAGUCUUCGUUCUCAGGGACAUCGUUAGGCUUCCAGACGUUGAGAUCAAGGAUCACUCAGACGCAGCCAAGUUCGAGCUCCACCCAAAGACACCUGGAGCAGCGGGAUCGGCAUCGCUUCCGCUGAUCUUUCACGCCCACAGCGCGGAGGGCAAGACAAGGUGGUUGAAGGAGAUCCGCCUGUACGCCACUGAUCAGGUUGCUCUGCAAGAGCACGCCACUGACGAUCUGCGCAUAGAUCCCAAUCAAGUGCAGCAGGACACAGGACCGGUCCUCAGACUCCCGCAUCGCAUCGAACCGGACAAUCCGGACGCAGGAAUUCGCCCGUCUGACGUCGCGAAGGACUUCUUCCUGCCCAAGAAGGCCAAAGCCAACGCCGAAUCGGCUGAAGUUCUCAAGGAAGUGAGUGAAACUGUGUCAAAGGAUCAACGUUCAAGAUCCAGUGAGAGAAAGUUACAGCGCACAACUGCGCUUGAAGUGUCCACAGAAGAGACUCAAGUGUCCCAAAGUGCGGUGAUCAAGACUGAAGUGGUCAGUGAUAGCAAUAAGGAGAAUCUCCCACCGGAGAAGAGCAAAUUAAAUAGUGGCAGUGAAAAGUGUGUUGACGAGCCGCCAAGUAAGCAAUUGAAGACCGAAAAGUCGCCGGAAAAGAAGAAAAGCUCGCCUGAGAGAGUGUCUAAAAUUCCAGUGAAGAAGGCUUCGCCUGAGCAGGAAGUGAAGACAAGUGAAGCAAAGACUGUUGAGCCGGAAAAAGCGAAGGUAGUGACUGAAGUGCCAAAAGAAGCCAAGAAAGAGACAGUUCAGGAAUCUGUGAAGACAGAAGUGAAAGUUCAAGAGGCGGAGAAACCAAAAGAACAACCAAAGGAAUCUGUGAAAUCGGAAGUUGAGAAGCCUAAGCAAGAAGUGCCAAAACAGCAAAAGGAGCCUGAAAAACCAAAGACAGUUCAGGAACCAGUAAAAGCAGAAGCACAGAAGGAACCUGAAAAGCCGAAGGUAGUUCAGGAAUCUGCGAAACCAGAAGCAAAGAAAGAGACAAAGAAGGAACCUGAGAAACCAAAAGCGGUUCAAGAGCAACCAAAAGAAGUUCAGAAAGAACCUGAAAAACCGAAAACAGUUCAAGAGCAACCAAAAGAAGUUCAGAAAGAACCUGAAAAACCGAAAACUGUUCAAGAUUCUGUAAAAUUAGAAGCACAGAAGAAACUUGAAGAACCGAAAACAGUUCAAGAACCUGUAAAGUCGGAAAAAGAAAAGCAAGAAGUACCGAUAGAAGCUCAGAAAGAACCGGAAAAGCCGAAAACAGUUCAAGAGGAAGCAGUAAAGUCGGAACCGGAGAAAGCUGCUAAAUCGGAAACAGAGAAACCGAAAGCAGAUCCGCCGAAGAAGGUAGAUAAUCCCAUUUCUCCUGUCAGCGCUGGAAGUGAUAAGGGUGCCAAGGACAAGCCAUCAGUGACAUUCGAUCGCGCAGCAGACGGUCAGGACAAGGCGUCGGAGAAGGUCUCCGGAUCAGAGUCAAGUAAGGGCGUACCCUUGAAGAAAAUCCUCUCGAAACCCAUCGAAGAUCCCGACCCGCCAGACCGCAAGGAACCUCCCCGCGGCGGUGGCGAUCGCCCACCCUCCACCACUGUUAUUCCCGACUUCAAUCCCCCGCCACCGCUAGUCUACCACACGACCUUCGAGGUCUCCCUCCACAAAGAACCCCUCCCGCCACCUCCAGUGCCACCCACAAUCUCCCACAAGAUUAUCGUGCACACUGAGAGCCUUGAGCAGCGCACGGCGGACUUCCUCAGUGGGAAAUGCCAAUUGGACCCCGUGAACUACUCCUUGGAGGCGGCACAGAGUAAAUUGCGCGACAUCAAGUCCACUGUACACAAGUCCAAAGACACAUCAGAUCGCGUUGAGGACACGGUGUGGAAGGCAAAGUGUGGGGUGUUCGAUAAGAUUCCAGCGCCGCCGCCACCAGAGCCGCAGCGUCCCAAAGUAUAUGACAUUGUGGAGAUUGUCGAGCCACCUGGAGAAUGUGCUAAGUUGCCUGAGGAUCUCCAGAAGCAGUACGACAUCACCAAGGAAUUAUUGAUAGCAAAGGGUGAACAGAAAAUGGCAAGCAGAUAUUCAAGUUCGCGCUUCUCGCGCAAGAGUCAAGCCGGCGAUAAGGCGUCAUUUGAGAUCCAGUUGGAGGCCGAGCCGACUUCUGUGACAUGGUUGAAGGACAACAAGCCCUUGGACGAUCGUCUCGCGGAUCGCAUUAAGAAGGGCGAAUUGGCCAACAACACAUACAAAUUGGAGCUUCAGCACUGCAGCGAGGACGACAGUGGAUUGUACACGGCCAGAGCCAACAACGGUGCGGAUUCAGCAACUUGCAGUGCCCAAUUGAUCGUGCAGAAGAUGUCGGCGGAGAAGAAGAGGGAACUGGCCGAGGCCAAUGCGCCAGUCUUUACCAUUCGCCUGAAGGACACGGAAAUCAUGGAGAACACCUUCCUUCGCUUCAUGGUGAAGGUCAAGGGUGAUCCUUCGCCGAAAGUGCAAUUUUUCAAGGAUGGCAAGGCCAUUCAAGCGGGUGAUUCUCACAUCGAGAUCAACAGCGAACGCGAAGAAGCUGGUUUCUACGAGUUGAUCAUUGCGGAAGUGAACAAGAGAGACGCCGGAAACUACUCGUGCACAGCCACAAAUAAACACGGAGAGGCUUCUUGUGAGGCUCACGUAACUGUUUGUGAGGACAAAGACAUCUUCGGUGAGUUGUCCGGAGGAAUUUUGCCACAGGGUGAAAAGCCCUCAUUCUCGUGGAAGCGAAACGGCCAGGCGUUCGAUCCGGAGGAGCGCUUCAAGGUGCUCCUGGGCGAUGACGAAGACUCUCUGGCCCUCGUCUUCCAGCACGUGAAGCCCGAGGACGCGGGGAUUUACACUUGUGUGGCACAAACAAGCACCGGAAAUAUCUCAUGCAGCGCCGAGCUCACUGUCCAGGGCGCUGUGCAGCAGCUGAUGCGUGAGCCCGAGAAGCCGCAGCUGAUCAUUGAGCAUCGGGAGCCCGUGGCCUCGAUUGGCGGAUCGGCCAUGCUGGAGCUGCAGUGCAAGGGCUACCCGAAGCCCGAGAUCCUGUGGAAGCACGACGGGAAGGUCGUGGAGCCCAGCGGCAAGUACAAGUUCCUGUACGAGGACUCCGAGAGCAUGUCGCUGGUGGUGAAGAACGUCACCACGGAGGACGCUGGAGUGUACACGAUCACGGCGUCUAAUGAGCUGGGUGUGGACAUGGCAGAGAUGAAUUUGGUGGUGAAGACACCGCCCAGGAUCAAAAAGCCCAAGGAUUUCACCUGUAUGGCUGAUGAGGUGUUCAAGAUGGGCGUGGAAGUGGAAGGCGUGCCGGCGCCCACUUGCAAGUUCUUCAAGGAAGGCAAGGAAAUCUACGAAACUGAGCGCGUGAAGUUCACCAGCUCCAAAGGCACGCAUAACAUUGAGUUCUACAACGCCAGCCUGAAGGAUAGUGGCGCUUAUUCAGUCAUCGCUACAAAUGAGGUGAGUCAGACGUCAGAGUUCUGGUCGCUCACAGUGAAUUCCGCCCCGAAAGUCACCAAGAAGCUCGGCGAGCAGAUCAUCGUGGGUGAGAAGGAGGACAUUGUCCUCACAGUGAGGACGGAUUCCUAUCCGCCGCCCACUGUGAAGUGGCUGAAGGACGGCAAGGAGCUGAACAUGAAGGACUCUAGGAUUCGCGUCCUCACUGAGGGAGAUGUCCACACACUCAUCAUCAGCGGCGCUUGUCGCACAGACGCCGCUCGCUACGGUGUGGAGCUGAUCAAUCAGCACGGCACAAUUCGCGACGAGACGACAGUGGACGUGCGCUGUGGCCCGCAGUUCAAGCAGAAGCUCAAAGACAUCACCGUCAAUGAGGGUGACACGAACAUUGAGCUCUCGGUGAGCGUCGAGGGCUUCCCCAAGCCCACCAUUCAGUGGUACAUCGACAGCACUGAGAUCUCGAGCACGCGCAACGAAUAUCGCCGCACGGAGGAGGGCGAGAAUUACAAGCUCAUCAUCAAUGAGAUCACGACGGAGAUGCGCGGCAAGUACUCUUGCGUGGUGAAGAACGAGUUUGGCAGCGACGAAACCGUGGCCAAUGUCACAGUUCAGUGCAAGCCGAAGCUGAAGAAGAAGCUGAGGGACACAGAAGUCAAUGCUGGGGAUGAUCUUAAGCUGGAAGUGGAGGUUUACGCCGUGCCAGAACCUCACGUCACUUGGUAUAAGGAUGGGCAGGAGGUUCGUGCUGAUGCCAGAAUCAAGAUCUCAAGGGACUCCCAGAGGCUCGAGAGCUACUGGUUGACGCUGAAUCUGGUGAAGGAAGCCGACGCUGGCGAAUAUGAGGUGAAAGUCAGCAAUCCUCUGGGCGUUGUUGAGACAAGAAGUCAAGUCACUGUUAUCAACAAAGAGGAGGAUUUAGGCAAUAACAUGCAAUUGAAGCAGAAAAAGAUAAUUCUGGAGGAGGAAACGGUUGAACUGCAAGAAGUUCAGGAAGAGCGCGAACCGGCAACAAAGUUGCACGUUAAGCAGGAAGAGGAAGAAAGGACCUUAAAGACAAGUCCCGAAUUGUCCAAGCAAACCCUCACUGAAUGUGUCAAGGUUGGCGAAUCUGGGGAAAGUGUACGCAUAUCUGUGCUUACGGAGGAGAGUCGUGAGGCCACGGUGUCAGGUGCCGAAGAAGCUCACACGGUGCACAAAAUGCGCGCCACGACGGUGAUUAUGGAGGAGGACAGCUCAAUGCAGGAGCCAACAGUGACGAAUAUCAUUCCGCCCAAUCGACCGCACGCCACGUCCUUCCAGGUGGAGGAAGUGGGCAGCUUCACCUUCACCAGUCACGACGAGUCCGUCACUUAUCAGACACUGGACGCCGCAGAGAGGCCUCUCCAUGGCGUCAUUGACGAGGGCGAGUCGGAUUGUGAGGUCAGCGUGGCUCACAAGAAGAUCUCCUCGCGCGGCGUGUCCAUAAUGUCCGCCUCUGAGGAUGAGAGCAGCUUCCGCAGCGGAAUGCUGUCGCGCGAAGUGUCCAUCGAUGAGGUGCAGAAGGACAUGGUGUUGGACGAAGGCUCCAUUAAGAUCCAAGUGACUGAGCGGAAGGCGGAGAGUUUUGAGACUUUUGUGGCCGAAAUGGAUGCCGGAGAGGAGAAUGAGUCCAGGAAGAAGCGAGGAAGACUCAUGGAGACUGCCGAAGCGGAGCAACACGCCCAAGACGAGGGCAGCCGAAGGAAAUCCGCUGCUGAGAGUGACGGAAAGGACAAACCGAAAGCCAGGAGAGGAACUCUGAUAGCAACUGUUGAGACUGAAGACGGUGCAGAAGAUGCUUUUGCCACGCACAAAGCUGACGAGGAGGAGAAAGCUGUUGAAAGUAAGACUGUGAGAUUGCUUAAGAAGGAGAAAGCAAAGCAGGAAGACAGCGAAUCCGACAGUCUCAAGCUCAAGAUCCGCGAUCUUGGCGAUGAAGAUGACGAUAAACGACAGAAGGGCAGAAGAUUUGAAGUACAGGAAACUGAAGAUGAGAUAGAAGAUAUCUUUGCCUCACACAAAUCCCAAAAAGCCGAUGAAGAAGACAAAGCAGUUGAAAGCAAAACCGUGAAACUUCUCAAGAAAGAGAAAGCUGAGCAGGAAGAUAGUGAAUCUGAUAGUUUGAAGCUUAAAAUCCACGAUCUCGCUGAUGAAGAUGACGAUAAACGACAGAAAGGAAGGAGAUUUGAAGUACAGGAAACUGAAGAUGAGAUAGAAGAUAUCUUUGCCUCGCAGAAAUCCCAAAAAGCUGAUGAGGAGGAAAAGGCCGUUGAAAAGAAGACUGCUAGAUUGCUCAAGAAGGAGAAAGCUGAGCAAGAAGACAGUGAAUCGGACAGUCUCAAGCCCAAAAUCCGCAAUCUUGGCGAUGAAGAUGAGGACAAGCGACAGAAGGGAAGGCGAUCGGAAGUGCAGGAGGCGGAAGAGGACGAUUCCAUUGAGGAAUUGCUAAAGCGUGGGGAGCGACAGAGAAGUGUUCUUGGUGACAUUCUCGAUAAGCAGCAGGAGAUCAAGAAAGAAGCCGUUCCUGAAAUUCUCAGCAGUGACAUUAAGGAUCACACUGUUUAUGAAUCCCUUCCGAUCUCCUAUGAGAUCUCAGCUCGUGGCAUUCCUGAGCCAGAAGCUAAUUGGAUGCACGAAGGAAAGUACGUUAAGGAGGAUGGAAACCGUGUGAAGAUCACUAAAACUGGGGAGAAGUUCAAAUUGGACAUUACCGAGGUGAAGAUGGAGGAUCAGGGCGAAUACAAGGUUGUGAUCCACAACAAACUGGGAGAAAAGGCGCAACAAGCUGUCCUCACAGUCAUCCCUGUUGCUGAGCUUCGCAAGCCAAUUUGCUUGUCUCCUUUGAAGGAUAUCGACGCCAAGAAGGACGAAUUCGUCUCUUUCACCACCACUUUGACCGCCGAUCCUCUGCCUGACGUUGUCUGGUGCAAGAACGGAAAGGAAAUCACCUCCGAUGGCUUCAUAGACAUCAAGCAGAGUGUCAAGGAGCUCGAGCAUGGACUCAAGGAGAUCACCUACUCGCUCAACAUCCCCACGGCGCGUCACCAGGACACUGGAGAUUACUCGAUCAAGGUGAAGAACAAGUACGGCUACGCUGAGGCCAGUGCGCAUCUCGAGGUGUAUCUGAAGCCAGAGAUCAAGGGCCUGAAGGAUCAGUCGGCGGAGCCUUACGAUGAGAUCAUCUUCGAGUGCGUCAUUCAUGCCAAUCCCAGGCCGAAGGUUGUCUGGACGAAGAACGGUCAGAAUCUCUGCACGAACGACAACUUCGAGGUGAUCGCGGACGUUGAGCGCGAAACUUACAAGCUGAUCGUCAAAUCUGCUGUGCCCGAAGAGGGUGGAUCUUACACUGUCACGGCGAGCAACAGCGAGGGAGAGACGCAAGGCUACGUGCAGCUGCAUCUGCACGUGGAGAAGCCCACCUUCAUCAAGCUGCCCGAGGAUCAGAGCGUUCACGAUUACGCCGAGGUGAUCACGAAGGUGCGCGCUCAGGGCGUGCCGAAGCCCGAAAUCAAGUGGCUGAAGGACGGCGAGGAGCUGAACAUGAACAACAGGGACUCCAAGAGGCCCAGAAUUCACGUGGAGACAACCAGCGAGACCCAAAUUGCCAGCGACAUGAGCAUUGAGCACUUCAACACGGAUCACGCCGGAGAAUACACUGCCAUUGCGUACAACGUGACGGGUGAAACCGAGGCGCGCUUCAAACUCUCGAUGCUCAACACGCCGCCGUCGCUCUUCAAGAACCUGGAGCGCUUCGUGGAAGUGGACGAGGGCGAGAAGCUCCUGCUGAGCGCCAUUCUCGCCGGAAGUCCCAUUCCACAAGUGCAGUGGUUCAAGGAUGGCGACAAAUUGGAGCCGAGCGAGCACGUUAAGAUGACGAAUCUGCCAGAUGGAACAGUAAAGCUAGAAAUAGAACAUGCGCAGCCAUCAGACUGCGGCGCCUACAAAUUGGUCAUUUCCAAUGCAAAUGGCACGAGCGACGCUCUCUGCGCUGUGGCAGUAAAUCCCGAGCCAAGACGUCCAUCCUUUGUCAAGCCGCUCAGUGACGCCAAAGUUGUGGUUGGAGAUGUUCUCAAGCUGGAGGCGGAAGUCAUUGGAUUCCCCGUGCCGGAAGUGCAGUGGUUCAAGGAUGGCGUUCCUGUUCGCCUCUCGCCAGAAGUCAACUUCAUCUGCCAGCCCAAUGGAAUCAUUGGUCUGGUCAUCGAUUCAGCACGUGCUGAAGAUCAAGGCACUUACACGGUGAAGAUCAUGAACAAACUGGGCGAUGUUGAGGGCAAGGCUCAUGCUGAGGUGGAGCCGAAGCCCCAGAAGCCCGGCUUUGUGGCUGAACUCAAGGACGCCAAGGGCAUUGAAGGCUUCCCGGUGACCAUGAAUGUGAAGACAACUGGUCAUCCGCCGCCAGAGAUCAAGUGGAUGCACAACGGCGAGGAGAUUCGUCCUAGUGAGCACUUCAAGGUUGACACAACUCCCAAAGGCGCCUCCACGCUUGUGAUUGAUCGCGUGGAGCCCAAAGACGCCGGAGAGUACAAAGUCAUUGCGACGAAUGACGAAGGCGCGGCCACGAGCAAGGCUCAUCUCUCAGUCAAGCCCAAGAUGGACGAGGCUGAGCCUGAGGAGGCGCCGAAGUUCCUCAACAGUCUGCGCGACGUGAAUGUGGACGAGGGCAAGCCCAUGCGACUCCAGGCGCCCUUCUCCUCGAAUCCCAUCCCAGAGAUCUACUGGACAAAGGACGACGUGCCGCUCGUGCCGAGCGAUCGUGUUCUCGUCACUUGUGACGGCAAUCACGUGGGCUUGGUGGUCAAUCCCGUGGAGAUCACAGACUCUGGCAAGUACAAGUGUCUCUUGGCCAAUCCUCUGGGUGAGGAUCAGUCCGAGUGUCAGGCCAGCGUGAGGAAAGUGUAUCAGCGUCCUCAGUUCACUCACAAGUUGAUCGAUCUGCAGGAGCUGCCGAAGAACGAUGCCAAGUUCCCGUACAAACUCACCGGAAUCCCUGCUCCUGACGUCACUUGGUACUUCAACGACAAUCCCAUCUCCGAUGGGCACAAGUACAAGAUCAAGAGCGAAGGCGAUCUCGGGUGUUUGUACGUGAAGAAUUGCACACCAUCUGACUCUGGGGUGUACAAAUGCGUGGCACGCAAUCGCGAGGGUCAGGACAGUACCCAGGCUCGUCUGGAUGUUGUGGACAAGAUCGAACGACGUGAGAGAGCAGAACCGCCGUCCUUCCUCAAGAAGAUCGGAGACACUGAAGUCUUCCUGGGCACGAAAGCCAAGUUCACAGCCUGCGCCAAUGGCUUCCCUGAGCCCCAAGUCGAGUGGUAUCACGAUGGCAUCAGGCUCUUCCCCUCGGAACGCAUCAAGAUCGAAGCUGAGGCUCACGGACUUCUCCGACUCUCCAUUGACAACAUCAACGAGAAGGAUGUCGGCAAGUACAAGUGCCUGAUCUUCAAUCCCCACGGAGAGGAUUACUGCACAGCUGAUCUCUUCACAGAGACUCUCGAUGAACACGGCGGAAAGGGACUUGGCGAUCAGUACAGCGAGUUCGACAAGCACAAGCGCUCAGGAGCUCCUGUUCCUCUGCCAGAUCGUCCUAUCAUCUCCAAGAUGACAGACCGUCGCCUCACGCUCACCUGGAGACCUUCGUUCCCCUCGACCGGACGCUUCCCAGUCACCUAUCAGGUGGAAAUGCUGGAGCUGCCGGACGGAGAUUGGUUCAAUGUGCGCUCAGGCGUGCGAAAUUGUGCCUGCGAAAUCCGCAAUCUCGAGCCCUAUCGCGACUACAAGUUCCGCAUCCGUGUGGAGAAUAAGUUCGGCGUGAGCGAUCCCAGUCCCUACGCUCAGACCUACCGCCAGAAGCUGGAGCCGGAUCCGCCCAAGUUCUAUCCCUACCUCCUGCCAGGCAUCGACUUCCGUCCCAAGACCUCGCCGUACUUCCCCAAGGACUUCGACAUCGAGCGUCCGCCGCACGACGGAUACGCCCAGGCGCCCGUCUUCCUGCGCCAGGAGCACGAUUGCCAGUACGGCGUGAAGGGGCACAACGUGAAUCUCUUCUGGUACGUCUACGGCUAUCCGAAGCCCAAGAUGACGUACUACUUCAACGACGAGCUGAUCGAGCCCGGCGGCAGAUUCGACUGGAGCUACACGCGCAACGGCCAGGCGACACUCUUCAUCAAUCGCAUGCUGGACAGGGAUGUUGGGUACUUCGAGGCUGUGGCGAAGAAUGAGCACGGCGAGGCGCGGCAGAGAGUGAAGCUGGAGAUCGCUGAGUUCCCACGCUUCAUUCAGCGCCCCGAGGAGACAUACAUCAUGGCCAGGAAGCACGGUCGCUUGGAGGCCAAGGUCACGGGAGUUCCCUUCCCUGAGCUCAAGUGGUACAAGGAUUGGCAGCCGCUGGCCGAGAGCUCGAGGAUAAAGAUGCAGUUCUACGAGCCAGACACUUGCGUCCUCCUCAUCAGUGACGCCAUUUACAAGGACGAGGGCUUGUAUUCCCUCUCUGCUCGCAAUGUGGCCGGCUCCGUCAGCUCUUCGGCGAUGAUCCACAUCGACGACGACGAGGACGAGUACAUCUACCACGCGCACUCACGCCGACCCUACGUGCGAUCCAAGCAGCGCCCAUACGAGGACGCCUACGACAUCGGCGACGAGCUGGGCAGAGGCACUCAGGGCAUCACUUAUCACGCUGUCGAGAGGGCGACUGGCAGGAACUUCGCCGCCAAGAUCAUGCACGGCAAGGAUGAUCUACGCGCCUUCAUGUUCAACGAACUGGAGAUCAUGAACUCGCUGAAUCACAAGAAACUCAUCCGGCUGCACGAUGCUUUCGACACGAAUCGCUCGAUGACUCUGGUGAUGGAAUUGGCGGGCGGAGGAGAGCUGGUGCGAGACAAUCUGCUGAAGAGGAACUGGUAUACUGAGCGCGACAUCGCCAUCUACAUCAGACAACUCCUGCUCGGCCUGGAUCACAUGCACUCAUGCGGCAUUGCUCAUCUGGGCCUGAACAUCAAGGAUCUGCUGAUUGCGCAUCCGGGCAGUGAUGAGCUGAAAGUGUGCGACUUCGGUCUGGCCAGGCGCAUCCAGAGCGGCAGACAAGGCCCGCUGGAGUACGGAAUGCCCGAGUAUUGCGCCCCAGAAGCCGUCAAUCUCGAGCCUGUGUCGUACAGCUACGACAUGUGGGCCACUGGCAUCCUGACUUACGUCCUCCUGAGCGGAUCAUCGCCGUUCCGUGGCGACAACGACCGCGAAACCCUGACGAAUGUGCAGCAGGGCAAGUGGGAGUUCCGCGAGAGUGUGUGGAAGUACAUCUCAGAGGAGGGCAGAGACUUCAUCUCCAAGCUCUUGAUCUACAUGUCUGAGAAGCGAAUGGACGUGAAGACAGCGCUGAAGCAUCCCUGGUUCAAUCUCAUCCACCGUCGUGUUGAUGAUGAGUAUCGCAUCAGCACUGAUAAGCUGAGAACUUAUCAGUUCCAGUUCCAGGACUGGUACAACAACGCCUCCUGCAGGACCUGGUACAGACGUCGGCCGCUCGCCGGCGCCUUCAGUCACCCAUCGAAGAUGGUCUAUCCGCCAGGAGAAGUCUACACGCCCGGACCGACUCCGGACAGAGAAUCCAAGGUCAAGUCGAAGCGCGGCCCGAUGGAGGACUACGUCGGCCGGGAGCCUGCAGAGUAUGAAUGCGGAGUCUUCCAGUCUGAAAGCCACUACCAAUACGGACCGGACACAUAUUUGCUUCAGCUUCGCGACACUGACUUCCCAGUUCGUCUGCGUGAGUACAUGAAAGUCGCUGUCCACCGCUCGCCUGGCUUCUCCUACAAUCUCAGCGAGACACAGUACGAUUGGUCCCUGCCGAUCAUCCGGGAGCGCCGUCGCUUCACUGACGUCAUGGACGAGGAGAUUGACGACGAGCGCCGCUCCAGAAUCAGUUCCUACGGCUCCAACGACGGCUACAGCAUCCGCCGGCUGAGGACGGAGCUGGGAUCGCGCCUGGACACAUACGUGGAGGCAGACGCGCUGAUUGAGUCGAAGAAGAUGGGCCAUCCGCCCUUCUUCCGCGAGAAGCCCCAAAUGCUCGCCAUCACAGACAACGAACCCGCCCAGCUGCAGUGCUUCGCCGUGGGCGAUCCAAUUCCCGUCGUGCAGUGGUUCAAGAACGACAUGGUGUUGACUGAGAGUCGCCGCGUGAAGAUCGUGACGGACGAGGCGGGCAGAUCGAUACUCAAAUUCCAGCCGGCCGUGCACUUCGACGAGGGCAUCUACAAGGCUGUCGCGAGGAACAAGGUUGGACAGACGGUGGCCAGGACGAGAGUGGUGGUCGCCACUCUGCCAGACGCUCCGGACUCUCCGGAGGCGAGCAGCAUCAGUGACACGGAAGUGCUGCUGCGCUGGAAGCAGCCGCGCGACGACGGCCACUCCUCAGUGCUCUGCUACAUGCUGCAGUACAAGCUGGCCAGCGACGACACGUGGCUCACGGUGGCGGACAACAUUGAUCAUGAGUUCUAUCUGGCGCACGAACUGGAGGAGCGGCACAACUACCAAUUCCGCCUGGCGUCGCGCAACAAGAUCGGCUGGAGCGACAUGGGAAUCCCCACGCAGAUCAUCACGACGCGCGAGGCGGGCUGUCCCAAAGUCACCCUGUCGCGCGCCAUGCGCCACCUGCAGAACCUGACCGAGGGCGGCCAGGAGAUCGCGUGGGAGGAGCAGAAGCACCAUCCCGACUAUCGCUUCGAGCGCGAGCCCGUGGAGUGGACGAAGGAGAACAACCUGAGCCAGUACUACAGCUUCAUCUCGGAAAUCCACCGCGGCAAGUUCUCGAUAGUGGUGAAGGGCGUGGACAAGGCCACUGACCACGUGGUGGUGGCGAAGAUCUUCGAGCUGAACGCAGACUCGGAGGCUGAAGUGCAGCACGAGUUCAAUCUCUUCCGCACGCUGCGCCACGAGAGAAUCCCCGCCCUGCUGGCCGCCUUCCGGCCGCAGAACUCCCCCAUCGCUGUGCUGGUGCAGGAGAAGCUCCAGGGCGCCGACAUCCUCACCUACAUGGCCAGCCGCCACGAGUACAGCGAGCAGGUCGUGGCGACCGUGGUCACGCAGAUCAUCGACGCCCUGCAGUACCUGCACUGGCGCGGCUACUGCCACCUCAACCUGCAGCCGGACAACGUCGUGAUGGCGUCCGUGCGCUCUGUCCAGAUCAAGCUGGUGGACUUCGGGGCGGCGCAGAGGGUGUCGAAGCUGGGCACCAGCUGCCCAGUCACGGGCUGGCUAGACUUCUCGGCGCCCGAGAUGAUCAACGAGGAGCUGAUCUAUCCGCAGACGGACAUCUGGUCCGUGGGUAUCCUCACGUACGUCCUCCUGUCCGGCGUAAGUCCGUUCCGCGGCGGCAACGAGUCGGAGACCAAACAGAACAUCACAUUCGUGCGCUAUCGCUUCGAGAAUCUCUUCAAAGAGGUCAGCCAAGAGGCCACGCGCUUCAUCAUGUUCCUCUUCAAGCGAGGACCCAGCAAACGUCCCACUUGCGAAGAGAGUCUGGAACACCGAUGGCUCAUGGCCACAGAUUACAUGAACAAGAAGCGCGAGAGAGCUGUCUUCCUAGGAAACCGACUGAAGGACUUUUCGGAGGAAUAUCACACGAUGAAGAUGAACGAGGCGAUGCAGUCGGACACCAUCAGCUCGUCCUUCAUGAGCGGCGGUCCUUCGCCGAGGCAAUUGCUGCGCUCCAACUCCAUCCAAGAGGAACUCUCGGCCGCUCUGUAGACAUCGGCGUCAGAAUAUCCUAAUGAAAUCUUACUGCUAUAUCAAAUGAGCUUUCUUUUAACAUGUUAUUAAUCGGUGGGGGUGUUUUAUUGGAGGCGACAAGCGAAAACCAACACAGUGAUAAAGAUUUCAAUAAAUUGUUGUCGAAUAA
This is a messenger RNA of Phlebotomus argentipes, 13751 nucleotides long. It is a transcript of the gene Obsc, whose product is annotated as obscurin. The coding region runs from base 137 to 13600 and encodes 4487 amino acids. Gene Ontology annotation, biological process: protein phosphorylation; homophilic cell-cell adhesion. The record is from RefSeq and is a predicted model, not a curated record. The transcript has 21 exons. Gene Ontology annotation, molecular function: protein kinase activity; protein binding; ATP binding. Lineage: Eukaryota; Metazoa; Arthropoda; Insecta; Diptera; Psychodidae. Gene Ontology annotation, cellular component: plasma membrane.